AUGUGGAUGAUUUAUUUAACAGUCACGAUAUUGUCUGUCAUACAGAUUCACUGUGCUGCAGGAUGUACUAUUCAGUCAGCAACCUCUCCAACCGCAUCCUCACUAAUUGUAAAGUGGAAUCCUGUUUCUGGUGCAACCACUUAUCGGCUGGAGCUGAGGGUUAUUAACUCAACCAAUAUAGCAGCAGUGAUUGCGACCGUGAACAGCCCCAGUACACAGAAACAGGUCUAUGGUUUGAGACCAGGAAAUCCUUAUGAAGUUACACUCAAGGCGCUAUCCUUCUUUACUAUCAUAACGACAUGCAAAUUCAAAAGCAUGACAGUACCUGACAUCGUUCAGUUUACGUAUGCUGAGGCCCUCACCAGUUCAACAAUCAGAUUUGAAUGGGACAAUAUCGUUGGAGUAGUAAACUACACACUGCAUGGAAAGCAGGUGCCCGUUUCAAGUAGUACAUUUGUGCAGGUUUUCUCCUCUUCUUCUGGAGAAGUGAACAAUCUUGCCCCCUCCACCUCAUAUGAAUGCUACAUCAUAGCAUCAAAUGAUGCUGGAAGUGGUGCUGCAGGGCCAACCAGGACCAUCACAACACUGAUACCACCUCCAGCUAAUGUGAGCGCUACAUCAGCAGAAAAAAGCACAGUCCUUGUCACAUGGGAAGCUCGGGAUGGAGUUUUAAUGUACCAAGUGACUGUCACUGAUACUGAUCCUAGCCACGACCCUGUAAUCAGCAAGACUUCAGAAACAUCUUUAAUAAUUAGUAAUUUAGAACCAUGCUCAAACUACACUUUGGGGGUCUCGUCCCUUAAUGCAUUCUCAAUACCCGGAGAGCCCAACCAAGUGUCACAUAUAACCUCUUCAAUAAAUCCUGUCACAACAAUCACAAAAGUCUACAGCUGCGCCACAGCCACAGUAACGGUGACGUGGGACAUGGUAUUUGGGGCCAACUCCUACAGGGCAGACGUGACCGAUGGAAAUGGAGAAAGCCUUAACUGCACGUCAACGUCCAAUAACUGUGAUAUCAGUGCGCUAAAAUGUGGAGAGAAGUACACUGUACACGUCACGGCUAUUUCCAAUGACUGUCACAGCACCUACACCCUCCCCGACAAGUUUGACACAGUCCCGUGCGCUCCAGCGAAUCCCACCACUGAAUACACCUGUUUCAAAAACGCCAUAAACUACAAAUGGGAACCAACAAACAACACAAAGUUUUACAUGGCUCAAUCUACGGACCAGAACGGCAUUGUCAAACCAUGUAUGACAAAGGCCAACUAUUGCUACUUCACCGAUAUGCAGUGUGGGAACAAUUACACGUUCACUGUGAAGGCCGUCUCCAGUGACUGCAACAGCGAGGUUACUGAACCAAGAAGUGUACAAACAGGUCCUUGCGAACCUGCAAACAUACAAACCACAGUGGAAUGCACUUCAGGGACGCUGACAACAACCUGGGAUGCUGCCGCUGGAGCUCAGUCCUACAAGGUCAGGAACUUAGGAAAUGACAAGAGUUAUAACUGCAGCACUUCAAACAACAGCUGCAUCAUCGAGGACGUCCUAUGUGGGGAACAUUUCACUGUGUGGGUCAGUGCCACUAAUGAGGCGUGCACCACAGAAGAAGUGCUGGGAGAAGUGGCUCAAACUGGCCCAUGCCCACCCACCAACGUAUCUGUCUCAAAUGACUGCAGCCCAGAUACGGGAACAGUAAAGUGGACCCAAAGCAAAGGAGUGGUUUUUUACAUUGUCAUUGCAGAAGAUUCCACAGGGAAAGAAUACAGCUUCUUCUCUCUGGAAUCAGAGCUAAAUAUGACAGACCUGGCAUGUGGAGCAACAUACGAUGUCAUAGUUAUGGGAAACAAUUUCAAAUGCAACAGUUCUUCCACCGACAGCAUCAGCUUUCAAACAGCACCCUGUCCUCCAACAAAUGUCGUCGGAGAGAGAAAUUGUACCAACAAGGAGGCUUUAAUAACGUGGGACCAUCAGGCCACAGGGUCUUACACAGCGAUCAUUGAAGACAAGCAGAAUGGAGACAAACUCAAUUGCACCAGCAAUAAUGAAAAGUCCUGUAUUAUUUCCUCUCCUCCUUGUGGAAAGACUUACUCUGUUACAGUCACCUAUGACUUUGGAAACUGUUCCUCAGCAUCAACAGCUGUCACCAUGGACUCUGGACCCUGUCCACCUCAGAACGUGAAUGCGACUCUCCAGUGUGGAUCUAAAACAGCAAAUGUGACUUGGGACCAAAGGCCAUAUGAUGAGGAGUAUACCGUGAGUGCAAUCCAGCAGUCGGAUGGAGCAGAGAGCUAUUGCAACUCAACGUCUUCAAACUGUGAAUUCAACAAUCUGCCCUGCGGAGAGACUUUCAAUUUUACAGUUGAAGCUCUCAGCAAUGGCUGCUACGGUCAGGCCAGCAGCUCUGUGUCCACCAAGACAGAACCUUGUGUUCCUGCUAAUCUUUCUGCAACCUACACUGUGGGCGUGGCCCAGGUAACAUGGGAAGGAGCUAAAGCAUUCAAUGAUGCUUGUGACGGAGGAGUUACCUCUGAGCAGAUACAACAAAAAACAGAACCCUGUCCACCCACCAAUGUCCAGGCAAAUAUGGAAUCUUUUUUCCUCAAUGAAAACAACCACAACGCUUCUUGCCAAGCUGCAAGUACAGAAAGCUCUUGUGAGGUCACAGGGCUGGAGUGUGGUACAGUGUACACCGUCUGUGCUGUGGCCAAAGGGAAUCCAAUUGACAGUUCCCCAAGCAAUGAAAAAUCUGUAACAACAGAGCCAUGUCAGCCGAGCAACAUCAAUGUGACUGUGGAUUGUGAAGACAAAGUUGCCACUGUAUCUUGGCAACCGAGCCAAGGUGCCCAGUCUUAUGUUACUGAACUCAGGACAUCAGACCAUAGUCAUGUCUGCCACAGCAACAACAGUAGCUGCCAGCCAAGCCAUCUGCACUGUGGAGAGGAAUAUAAUGUAAGUGUGACAGCCGUGGGAGAAAGCUGUAACACCACUGGCCGCAUGGCAUCAAACGUCUACACAGAACCCUGUGAGGUCAAAGGUGUGUCAGUGAACUACACCGUGGGCAAUGCUCUGGUGCAAUGGAAUGGAGCUGAAGGAGCCACCUCUUUCUCAGUGGAAGCAGUGAGUGACCAGGGAGAUUCUUUGGGUUGCAACAGCAGCACCACUCAGUGCAAUGUGAGUGGUCUGCAGUGCAGUAAACUCUACAAUGUGACCGUGUCAGCGUACAACCAGGCCUGCGACAGCCAGGGCGUCAAGUCUGACCCAGAGCCCUUCAUCACCGCGCCCUGUUAUCCCAAGAACAUCAGCGUCCAGGUGAACUGCAGUUCAGAUGGAGAGGCCACACUGUCCUGGACUGCAGAUGCUGGUGCCAAUGUCUCUGUCACAUCUGUGGUUGGUGGAAAUCCAACAACUCUGUGUUCUACUCAGCAAAACAGUUGUGUUGUAACAAGUCUGAGCUGUGGACAAACGUACAGCCUCAACGUCACUGCAACCAACGACCAAUGCAGCGUCACUGCGUCCACUCGGCCCAGCCUGAACACGCGACCCUGUCCACCUCAGAACGUGAAUGCGACUCUCCAGUGUGGAUCUAAAACAGCAAAUGUGACUUGGGACCAAAGGCCAUAUGAUGAGGAGUAUACCGUGAGUGCAAUCCAGCAGUCGGAUGGAGCAGAGAGCUAUUGCAACUCAACGUCUUCAAACUGUGAAUUCAACAAUCUGCCCUGCGGAGAGACUUUCAAUUUUACAGUUGAAGCUCUCAGCAAUGGCUGCUACGGUCAGGCCAGCAGCUCUGUGUCCACCAAGACAGAACCUUGUGUUCCUGCUAAUCUUUCUGCAACCUACACUGUGGGCGUGGCCCAGGUAACAUGGGAAGGAGCUAAAGACCAUAGUCAUGUCUGCCACAGCAACAACAGUAGCUGCCAGCCAAGCCAUCUGCACUGUGGAGAGGAAUAUAAUGUAAGUGUGACAGCCGUGGGAGAAAGCUGUAACACCACUGGCCGCAUGGCAUCAAACGUCUACACAGAACCCUGUGAGGUCAAAGGUGUGUCAGUGAACUACACCGUGGGCAAUGCUCUGGUGCAAUGGAAUGGAGCUGAAGGAGCCACCUCUUUCUCAGUGGAAGCAGUGAGUGACCAGGGAGAUUCUUUGGGUUGCAACAGCAGCACCACUCAGUGCAAUGUGAGUGGUCUGCAGUGCAGUAAACUCUACAAUGUGACCGUGUCAGCGUACAACCAGGCCUGCGACAGCCAGGGCGUCAAGUCUGACCCAGAGCCCUUCAUCACCGAGCCAUGUCCACCCUCCAACGUCCAGGCCACUGUGUCAUGCGAAACAAUGGAAGCAACAAUUAACUGGAAUCAAAGCAAUUUUGCAGAAGGUUACGUGGCACGCAUUAACAGCACAGAAGGGAGCAGUAGAUAUUGUAGCGCAGCGCGCACAGACACUUCUUGUGUGAUCUCUGACCUGGUGUGUGGCUUGGUCUACAGCGCCUCUGUGAUAGCAACAGGCAACCAAUACAACAGCUCGGAGAGUACUGCCAUUACUUUCUCCUCAGCGCCCUGUUAUCCCAAGAACAUCAGCGUCCAGGUGAACUGCAGUUCAGAUGGAGAGGCCACACUGUCCUGGACUGCAGAUGCUGGUGCCAAUGUCUCUGUCACAUCUGUGGUUGGUGGAAAUCCAACAACUCUGUGUUCUACUCAGCAAAACAGUUGUGUUGUAACAAGUCUGAGCUGUGGACAAACGUACAGCCUCAACGUCACUGCAACCAACGACCAAUGCAGCGUCACUGCGUCCACUCGGCCCAGCCUGAACACGCGACCCUGUCCACCUCAGAACGUGAAUGCGACUCUCCAGUGUGGAUCUAAAAUAGCAAAUGUGACUUGGGACCAAAGGCCAUAUGAUGAGGAGUAUACCGUGAGUGCAAUCCAGCAGUCGGAUGGAGCAGAGAGCUAUUGCAACUCAACGUCUUCAAACUGUGAAUUCAACAAUCUGCCCUGCGGAGAGACUUUCAAUUUUACAGUUAAAGCUCUCAGCAAUGGCUGCUACGGUCAGGCCAGCAGCUCUGUGUCCACCAAGACAGAGCCAUGUCAGCCUGAGAUCCUGGAUUCCAUCGCUACAUGUCAAAGUGAAGAUGUCAAAAUCUUUUGGAAAUCAGCAAGCGGAGCCCAAGAUUACAUUGUUAAAGCCACUGGGGAUCUUGGCCCCAUGUGCGAUAGUCCCAAAAGCAGCCCGUCAUACGUCAAAACCACUCCUUGUAUUCCUCAGAAUGUGGUGGUUAAAGAACAGUGCACUUCAAAUUUGGUGUCAUGGAGUCCAAGUAAUGGCACUACAGGAUACAACGCCACAGCUACGAGUCUAGGUGGCCAGGUGCUCAUAUGUAUCACAAAUGUUACAUCCUGCACCUGGGACAACUUGCAAUGUGGAGAACAGUACAAUGUGACAGUGGAGGCUUAUGAUGACUCUUGCACUAGCCUACCUAGUGAUACUGCUGUCAUCCACAUGAGUCCAUGUGUGCCACAGAAUUUGGUUCCUUCCGUAGACUGUAAUUCAGAAGUGGUUUCUCUAACCUGGAGCCAGUGUUUGAAUACGUUGCAGUAUAACGUCACAGCUCAGGCAGACAGCAAAGUAGUCACCAUCACUGUAUCUCAAACCAAUGCAUCCUUCCUGAGUCUGAGCUGUGGAAAAACAUACAAUCUCACUGUCACCCCUCUUAACGACGAGUGUCCGGCGACGCCUGCAACCACCACUGCACAAACAUGGCCAUGUUCUGUUACUGGAGUGUCUACAUCCUACGACUGCUUAGGAACUACCACAGUAACCUGGCAGACGAGCGCUGGAGCAGAUAAUUACACUGCCACCAUGAUCUCGGACUCUGGUCUUUCUUACAACUGCACUUCUCAGUCCACCUCAUGCCCUGUUAGUCAGCUGCCCUGUGGACAAAACUUCUCUGUAUCUGUCACAGCUUCAAAUGCAGCGUGCACAGUGACCUCUACAGAACCAAUUCAUCAAAUCACAGCACCAUGUGAUCCCAUGAACCUUCAGACGGUGAUGAAUUGUGCCAUGGACUCAGCAGCAGUGUCAUGGAAUGCUAGCAUGGGGGCGGACAAUUAUACAGUGACAGGACAAAGCUCUGCACACAAUGUUUCUUCAAGGGACAUUGCAUGCUCCAGUGCACAGACUCAGGCACAGACACUGGAUACUGCACCCUGCCCACCUGAAAAUGUUGAUGCCAUCAUUGACUGUGAAACAAACGACCUGAAUGUUACAUGGGCUUCAUCAGCUCAAGCGCAGCGCUACCUGGUUUCAGUCACUGCUCAAAGCGGAGGCUCUAAUGAAACCUGCAACACCACAAACACGUUCUGUACUUUCAGCAACGUGACCUGUGGAAAUACUUUUGUUGCUCAAGUCAUCUCUGUCAGAGACUCCUGUCAGAGCCAGCCCAGUCUGACUGCAUCUGUUGUGUCAAAGCCUUGUAGACCUAAGGUUCCAGAUAUAGACAAGUCUUGUAGGGAUGCGCAGGUGUCCUGGACCCUUUCUCCAGUUGCAGACAUGUAUUGUGUAGUUGCGAUCGUAGAUGAUGGACACACGCAUACUUGCAACACUACAUUUGAUAACUGCACAUUGUCCCCCCUCCACUGUGGCCAGCAUUAUUCAGUUACUGUGACGGCAAGCAACGAGAACUGCUCCAGCCUCCCCAGCCCUGAAGCAACGCUUUACACAGGUCCUUGUAAACCAGAGAAUGUCUCGGUGGCAUAUGACUGCCGUGGACCAUCUGCAUUGCUCACUUGGAACGAGAACAAUAAUGCAGUAGGCUAUUAUGCUUCUGCUGUGGAUGACAAUGGAAACAUGUUGAACUGCUACAAUGCUUUGCCUAACUGUUCUUUCAAGGGUCUUCAGUGUGAACGAAAAUACAAUUUCACUGUAAUGGCCACAGAUGGGACUUGCAAUAGUUCCUAUAGUGAUCCAGUGGAUUCUGUGGGUGCAGUGUCUUGUCCUCCAGAGAACAUUACUGUACAAUUAUUACCACAAAUGGAUGACAAUCAGAUACUGUUUGUGAGCUGGUCCUCAACCAGCUGCGGCAGCACAGAAUACUCAGUGAGCCUAAGGGGGAACUUGUUGGGAGACGAUCAGUUCCGAUUUGAUAUGUCAUCUUACUGGAUCUCAGAGCUGUACUUCGAGCUGCCCCUGCCCUGCAGUUCAGAGUAUAAUGCCACAGUGGAGAGCAUGAAUAGUGCUGGAACCAGUGGCCCAUCCGUAACUGUUGCAGGAACAACAGCUCCUUGUCCUCCAUCGUCCGGGAGCUUCAUUCACAGUGGUUCAGACGUCAAUGUUGUUUGGGCAGCAUCCCCAUUGGCCAACACUUACACAGUUUAUGAAAUCAGUACUUUACCCCGGGCUGCACUGUGCACAAAGAAUGCUCCAAACUGCACAAUAUCCAAUCAUGUCCCUGUAAACCUGGUGGUCACAGCCAGUAAUGAAGGGGGUGAGAGUGUAGAAACCUCUAUUACAGGUGCCAUCUAA
Knipowitschia caucasica is the source of this 7512-nucleotide messenger RNA. The record is from the annotation of a GenBank genome assembly. Lineage: Eukaryota; Metazoa; Chordata; Actinopteri; Gobiiformes; Gobiidae.